AUGGCUCAAGCAGCACUCGAUGCACUCGUCGACACAUCCCCUCGCGAGUACUUUACUCGCGUGGGCCACCAGACCCGCCUGCAGGCACUCCAUGCCCAGUGUGCAGAAGCGGGGCUCUUCACGGCCUCUGCCACCGCAGAUGAUGUGUCCCGCCUCUUUGCCCUGUUCACACUGAGUCUGGAGAAUGGGUUUGGCACCCUGGUGGUGGAUUACCUCGCAGAGGUGUGCUUUGACACACAGCUCACUAGCAGCGACCCGACCCAGGCAUUCCUCAUGGACGGCCAGUGUGUACGGCGCUGGUUGCAGAGGACGCUCUCUGUCAUCAGAUCGCGGGUGGUGACGGCUCUGGGCCAAGGACUGGGGGCCCCCACCAGUGCAGGAGUGCUGGCCCGCGCGACCGCCGAGCUCUCCUCCCUGCACCUGGUGGCACACGCGCUGUCCCCCCCGACGUCCUUGGGCAAGGGGGCGGCCGCCGCCGACUCCGACGAGACCGAGGUGGCGCGGGCCCUGCAAGCCGCACGAGCAGGCGCCUGGGUUGUGACCCAGGGCCUCGAGCGUCUCAUCCAGAGCCUGUUCCUGGCUGGGGCGAGCGGGAGCGCGGCCCUGCACGCCAAGCUCAUGCUCCUUGCUUUCCACCUCGCGGAUGGGGGUUGGUGCGGGCGGCGGGAGCUCCUGGACCAGCUCUGGCUGACGUGGCACGUGCAGCGUGACGUGGGCAGCGCCUGGCUGCUGCAACACUUCCUGGAUGCCUCGCUGGUGCCCGAGCACCCCUCCGGCGUGUCUGCCCUGGAGGAGGCGGUAGCCUGUGCCGGCGACGUGAGCGGGACGCAGCUACCCCUCAAGGCCCUGCGAGUGCUGCUGGAACGAGGCAGGCCAGAGGCCGCGCUGCUGCUGGCCAGGCAGAGGUGCCUGCCCGCCCAGACCAGGGACCUGGAGGAGGCGUCGGCCGCGCUUUCCAUCUGCCUCGCCAGCGGCCUCCUGGCCGAGGCGGUGCUCAGGAUGAAGCAGCACCUGAGGGAGGUGGAGGAGGCGCAGCGGGCACAGCAUGCGGAUGCCCUGCUAGGGCAGCUCUUCGAGUGGGGCGCAGCUGCCCAGCAGCUGCAUGCCCUCAUCCGGCUCCCAUUCACGGUCGUGGAGGAGGAGGCGGCCCUGGCAUGGCUGAGUGCCCAGGCGGGCAGCCACCCCCCCGCGGCCGCGAUGUGGGCGCUCUACUACCUGGAGCGGGGCCGCACGCCCGAGGCGCUGUUCGCCUACGCCCACGCCUUUCCCCCCGGCCCGCCCACCUCCGAGCCCCAGGCGCAGCUGGUGGCGCUGAUGGAAAGGGCGGCGCGUGACCUGCCCACCGUCUAUGCCUCCCUGGUCGUGCGGGUUGACCCCGGCGCCCGGGGCCCCUCGCUGCGGCCGCUGAGCGGCGGCGACGACGAGCAGGGCGCAGGCGAGCGCACGGACGUGGCGCUGGGCUUUGCGCUCCCCACGCCGGCGCUGCCGGGGGCCGGGCGGAGGCUGCUAGCAACGGGGCCCCGCCUCCGGGACUGCCCCCUGGUGUGCCUGCCGGAGCGGGUGGCCCGGGGAGGGGAGGGGGAGGAGGGCGCGGGGGAGGACAGGCUGCCGGUGUGGCCCGACCUCACCCAACUGUCGGCCAAGCUGGUGGGCGCCGGGAAGGAGGGCGGGGGGCGGGCGACCAUGCGCAUUCCCGUGUCCUAG
Molecule: messenger RNA, 1704 nt
Organism: Auxenochlorella protothecoides
Lineage: Eukaryota; Viridiplantae; Chlorophyta; Trebouxiophyceae; Chlorellales; Chlorellaceae
Product: E3 ubiquitin-protein ligase HOS1
Exons: 8
Coding region: 1-1704 (567 amino acids)
Biological process (GO): protein ubiquitination
Molecular function (GO): ubiquitin-protein transferase activity
Source: RefSeq, a predicted model, not a curated record